Molecule: messenger RNA, 3497 nt
Organism: Hemiscyllium ocellatum (epaulette shark)
Lineage: Eukaryota; Metazoa; Chordata; Chondrichthyes; Orectolobiformes; Hemiscylliidae
Exons: 9
Coding region: 160-1083 (307 amino acids)
Source: RefSeq, a predicted model, not a curated record
AUAUGCAACGUCAGCAGUUAUUUUUUCUUCACAUCUAACUCUCCCGCAGAAAUCAUUGCAAAGAGUAUUAACAGUUCGCAGCUUGUGUAAAGUCUCCUGGUGAAGGAUAUUUUUUAUUGACCAGUGUCUGCUCCAUGUGGGCUGGUACCCAGCAGCUGAAUGGUGUGCCUCUGUGACUCGCGGGAUUCUCCAACGACCAAAAUGAGUCCCUGGAAGAUUAGUCUUCUGGUCCUUGCUUUAGUUGUCUACAUCAUUACUCUGGUUAUGAAUGCUCUUGCAGGACGAGGAUCACAGUCAGGACCUUUUUAUCAGUCUGUUGGAAACAUAUCAAAGAAAUAUGAUACUGAGUUGACCCCUGCAGGAUGGACCUUCUCUAUUUGGGGAGUUAUUUAUACCUGGCAAGCUGUAUGGCUUCUGUAUGCAUGCAUUGGAUUAUGCAGAAGGAGUGCCCUUACAUGGAUGCCUUCCAUACUAUCGUGCCCUUUUUACAUCAUUUGGAUUACAAAUAAUCUUUUGAAUAUAGGUUGGCUUUUUCUUUGGGAUAGAGAGUACAUUAUUCCUGCACUCGCUUUCCUUGCUUUGAUUGCUUUCACCAAUUACGUGGCUUUAUUCUUUACUUAUCGUGCCCUACAUACUCAGCUCCCAUGGAUGCAAAAGUAUCGAAAGAUUGAUAUGUGGCUUGUCAGAAUACUGAUACAGAAUGGACUGGCUGUUUAUGCGACAUGGACAACCAUAGCAACACUGAUCAACUUUGCUGUCGUACUAACUUAUAGUGGAUGUAUUUCAAAUGUGACCUCUGGUACAGUUUCACUCUCUAUCCUGGCCUUUGAGGUCAUUUUAUGGUUCUAUUUGGAAAAUGUUGUGCUUGAUCAAUAUGUGCGUUACACACUUACUGUCUAUCCAGUUGUUAUAGUGGCAUUAUCAGGAUCUUUAGACAAAAAUUACAAUGGCAUAUCUCCAACCAGAAACAACAUCUAUAUUGCUACACUGCUAGCCAUUGCCUGCACUGCCUUUGCAGCACGCAUUGUCAUUGUGACUUGGAAACAUUUCAAACAUCCUCUGCAUCAGAAUAUGGAGCAUUGAGGUUGCUGUGGAAAAGCGAUUGAAGUGAAACAAUAAAAGGGAUUCACUGCCAAAAACAAAGUGCUGCAGGAAAUCUAAGCUGUAGCCAAUAAACAAAUUUUAAAGAAUACUUCAGCCAGCAGAAAAUCAUUGCUUAUUGAAAUUCGAAUAUAAGAUUUGUGGUACUCACCCUGCUGUCCAUUGUAUUGCUGUUGUAAUGAUAUACAUUCAGACCCAGACAGACUCCUCACUUCAUCCAUUAUAGCUUGUUCCCACUUGGUCCAGUGAAAUGAUUCAUCAAUAAAAAGGGAGUAACUCGAUCCAGGCAAUUGGAUAAAUUGAUGUUUGAGAACAUUUGUGCAUUUUGGUAGAAUUUCUGCUGUGGAUGGUUGAUGAUGGAUUGUUAUAGGCAGCAGUAAAUUUAUCUCAGCUGAACAUUUCGAAAAGCCUUUAGAGAAUAGCCUUUAUUGUCACGUAUCCUCAAUGAGUAUGGUAAAAUGUUUAUUUGUUGCCAAUUACAGUAGCUGAUAGCAGCCAAUGACUGUAAGACCCCAAGACACAGGAGCAGAUGAAGGCUAUUCAGUCCAUCAAAUUUGUUCUGCCAUUCAAUGAGAUCAUGAUUGAUCUGAUAAUAAUCAACCCCACUGUCUUACUUUUCCCAUAUCCCUUGAUUCCCUUCCUAACUAAAAAGCUGAUAAUUUCACCAUUAAAUAUAUGUGAUGACCCACUGGUAAAGAAAUUCACAAAUUCAUUACCCUCAGAAGAAAUUCCUCCUCCUCUCUUCUUGAAUGUGUAACCCCUUACUCUGAGAUUAUGCCCUGCAGUUCUAGACUGUUGCAAAGGGGAGACAACUUCUCAGCAUCUCCCCUGUGAAGUCCUCUAAGAAGCAUAUAUGUUUCAAUAAGGUCUCCUCUUGUUCUUCUGAGCUCCAAUGAGGCCCAACCCACUCAACCUCUUCUCAUAAAACAGCUCCUCCAUACCCAGGAUCAGCCUAGAAAAUCUCUUUGGGUUGCCUCCAACGCUGGCAUAUCUUUCCUUAGGUAAGGAGGCCAAAGCUGUGGAAUAUUACAACCCCAAGCCUCCUCUAAUUGUGAGACAUUAUGCAUUUUAAUCAGCAGUUCAUGAACUAAGGGAAUCUGUAUCAGGAUUUUUGACAAAAUUAAGGUGACUAGUGGAGGCUGCUGAGAGACCAUUUGGUAAGUGGGAUCAGUGAUGUAGCCAUCCAAAACUGCCUACUAGCUGAAACCCGAACGAAUUUCAAGUAGGCACUACAACUGGCUUUAUCAAUAGAAAAUGCAGCAAGUGGAGCUUAUGAGUUGGGGGAUAUUCUGACAGAAGUGUACACCCUCGCCAGGCUGACUGAGCUUGGGGAACAUCACUUGAGUGAAGGGAAUUGCACACCCUCACUCGAAUUGAGUAAUCAUUUAUUGUCAUGUGUAUUCAAUAUAAAAUACAAUGAAAAGUGUGUACUAUUACCAUGCAUAGGUGGCAUUUACAUUAACUUAAAAUAAAAUAAAAACAUAAAGAAAUGUGACAAAGAGAGUCCAAUGUUUCCUUCUCUGCUGCUACUGGCCCACAUGGGCUUCACCAGCCCAUGAUCUUCCCUGGGCUUCCCAGCCUAUGCUGUACCGGAACCAGAGGCCCACUCUGGGCUACACCAGCCCACACUAUGUGGAAGCAAGAGUCCAGCUUCAGGCUUCACAGCCGACACCAUGCAACCACCAAAGUCCCUCUCUGGGCUAUACCAGCCCACUCCAGACAUAUCCUGAACAGAGGGAUUCUAGGUCAGCACACAGCAAAACAAAGCUGAGCCUCUACCAAACCGUUAAAACUUUCUUCAUGAUCUGGGCUGGCGAGCCAUUGUACAUGCUGCUGGUACGUGGGCAUGAAAUAGCAAAAGAGUCCCACCUUGAGUAAGAGAACUUGUAAAUCAAUAACCAGGAGGGCAUACACCAUGGAAAGUCUGCUGGUUUGGAGCAGUGGCUGACCUUUUAUUUCCAUGUGCAUUCAAAUCAGAACCAAUCAUCUGGUUAAAUGGUUAGCCCAGGAUGGGACCAUUUGUCACAGCAGAUUCGCUGCCGAUGAUUAGUAACUGACCUUUGUCUGCUGAAGAUGCUUAGCCACCGCCCAUUGGCCACUGAAGACGAUUCACCACCGCAAAUAAGUCAUAUAUUUUUAAUGUUGGUGGUAGCGUUUACUUGUUUUAAUAACCAUUUAUUUUUGUUAAUAGAUUUUUUAAAAUUUAACAACGUUUAAAAUGUUAGCGAACAAGCAUAUCAAAACUAUAUAAAAUUUCAUUAUAUUGCUUAAGGUAGUGUUUGUGUUGCGUUGUUCUUGAAUACGGUGAAAAAGAUUGUUUGGAAUAUCUUAGAGGAAUAGCGCAUAAAUAUCAAAUGAACUGAAAUUUCAUUGUUUAAUAUUAAUGUGAGAUUUUA